UCAUGGCUACUCCUUUUUGGUUCAUGCACCUUUACUCAUAAGCAUUCUCCUUUUAUUUCAUCUUCACACUAUGAGUCAGGCUUUUGUAAUUUGUGAAAUUACCUUGUGAACUACUACUCUUAACGAAAAAUAAAUUAAAAAAAUAAACAGAGUGGUCUGUAUCAUUGCGUAUUAUUUAGAAUAUAAAAACAUAGGAGUAGGUCACAACUUGUCAUAUAUAUGCACAUAUAGCACUGACAAUUCCAUGCUGUGCUCAAAAGGAACACUUCUCAUAGUGUGGUAUCCCUUUUAGCCCAUCUUUCAUUCUAAUAUUUCUAUAUAUCCUCUUGUUUUUUUAUUUUUACCUUACAAAAACAAAUCAUGGAUUUACAAAAUAUUGCUCACUCACUAGAACUUGGAUUCUCCAAUAGCAAUAUUGAAAUGAUACCUUUACAAUCACCACUCCAUAACUCCAAUUACUUAAUGAAUUCUCCUCCAUCUAAUUUCUCAUUCAUGGGCAAUCCAAUUGAAGAGCCAGCCGCGAUGCCAAUACUCUCAUCGAUCGAUGAAAUUAUAGCAUCGACUCAUGGUAAUGGAAAUGAUUACUCAUGUUUGCAGAGGAGGAAUUCUAUGGAGGCUAUGAGGGAGAUGAUUUUUCGUAUCGCGAUGAUGCAACCAAUUCACAUUGAUCCAGAAUCAGUUAAACCUCCCAAGAGGAAAAAUGUUAAGAUAUCGAAGGAUCCACAGAGUGUGGCAGCCAGGCAUCGGAGGGAACGAAUAAGCGAAAGGAUAAGGAUUUUGCAAAGACUAGUCCCUGGAGGAACUAAAAUGGAUACUGCUUCAAUGUUAGAUGAGGCUGUCCAUUAUGUUAAGUUUUUAAAGAAGCAACUUCAAUCACUAGAGCAAGCCGCGGUUAAUAAUAGGCCGAUGAUUUCUGGAUUUUCAACAGCAAUGUCAUCACCAGGGGGGCCAAUGAAUUAUAAUUCAAGCUCUAUUAGGGCAUGCCAGCCUCAUCAAUCCAUGAACUCUGGUGCACAAAUGCUUAGUUAAAAUAAAAUGAAAAUAACAUUUGUUAAAGAAUGACAAAAGUCUCACAUCAGUGGUUAAUGAGAUGGAUAGACUUCUUAUAAGGGUUGGACAAUCCUCCUCCCUUUGAGCUAGCUUUUGGGGUGUGAGUUAGGCCUAAGACCUAAUUUCACAGUUUCUACGCAGCGUCCUGAUCAUUACCAUGCUAAUGAGUAAUGACUACUUUUUGUAAAGAUUUGGUUAAAUGGUGUGUAUUUUCCAGCCUCAUUCUUCAAUCCCAAAGGCUAGUCUUAGGUUUCUCAA
This is a messenger RNA of Solanum lycopersicum (tomato), 1308 nucleotides long. Its product is annotated as transcription factor HEC1. The record is from RefSeq and is a predicted model, not a curated record. Gene Ontology annotation, molecular function: protein dimerization activity; DNA-binding transcription factor activity. Gene Ontology annotation, biological process: regulation of DNA-templated transcription. Lineage: Eukaryota; Viridiplantae; Streptophyta; Magnoliopsida; Solanales; Solanaceae.